AAUCGAACAUUAGUCAUAACUAGAUCUACAUAUCCCUAAUCGGCUUCAUCUUGAAAAAAUAGCUUGGGAAAAAAAUUGUGUGCAAGAAGAAAACCAAUAAAAUUGUGAUUAUAAACCAAUAGAACUACAAAUACUUUAGAGAAAAGAGAAUAAUUUGCUAAACAAAAUAUUUAAACAUUUAGAGGAAAAGCGACGUAACGCAGCAGAACGUAAGACAAAAAUAUGGUAUCGAAAAAGAAUUUUCAAAAUGGCAGAGUAAAUGCAGCACAACAACAACGUCAGAUGCCAUAUAAAAAGCCACCAAUAAAACCACCGAUGAACACCAAUUUUAACAAUAAUCCAAUGUUCAAUGUCAGUCAGAUACCCGACAAUCCGGGUUAUUUAGAUUUUGAUUUCAAUCUACCCACACCACCGAAUAAUGGCAAUAAUAAUGCCGCCUUCAACAAGAAUAAUAUCAACAACAAUGCAGCCGCAGCAGAUGCUAAAAAGAAAAACAAUAAUAACAAGAAUAAGGCGAAGAAUGGAAAGCCCCAGCCAAAUGUUGGAUGGAAGAAUAACAAUCAGGUUGGAGGACCUGUGAACAAUCCUCGCUUCAACGGUCCACGCAACAACUUUGGUAUGGCAAAUCGUGGCCGCGGCAAUCGUAUGAUGCCACCAAUGGGCGCAGGUCCUCGUGGCAUGGGUCCCAUGGGAUUCCAUCCACCAAUGGGUGGUUUCCAACCACCAAUGAUGCCACCACCCAUGCCGAUGCGUCCGCCAAUACCCCCAAUGGGUAUGGGAGUACAGCCUCCACCUCCAUUUAUGCGUCGCAAUGGACCCAUGCCACCAAUUCCGCCCAUGAUUCCACCACGCAUGAUGCCACCGGCACCCUUCAUGGCCGGCGGUAAGAUAAAGAAAAACAAACUUAGCCCCAAAAAGGUUACCAAGGGUAAGGGCAGUACAGUGAAAACCCUCAAGAAUUUGAUUAAUCAAUAUCCCAUUGACAAACCAUGGGUAACCAGCGAAAUACGGGAGGAGCAUGACAAGAAAGUCGAUAUUGAGAAUCGUCUUAAAGGCAACAAAGACGAUGAGUUGUUUGCACAGUUCAAAGUACAACGUGACAAAUUCGUGGCCAUGUACGAGUCUGCCCGCGAGGAGUAUUUGAAAAAGGAGGCUGCUUCGGUUAAGGCUAAGGAUGAAAAAGACAAACAAACAAAUACAACCAAAAAGGACGAUAAAAAAGAGGCAAACACAAAUGAAAAUAAAAAGAAUUAACUUUUUACAAUGGUAUAUAUUUAAAUAGAAAAGAGUUGCAAGAGCUGACAAAUUAAGAGAGAGCUUCAAUAUACAAAUACGAUACUAUGAAAAUCACAUCAUCCAGUACACAUAAUCUUGAAAAGUUCUGAAAUAUUAAGAAACCAAGUUAAUGUUUUUAAUGAUUUUUCCAAUGCUUAAUCAGAUAUAAAAAUAACUUUAAAGAAAGCGUUCAAUAAUUAAUUAUAUUUAUCUGUGUGUCUAUUUAAAGAUGUAAAGAAAACCAAAAAUGUAAACAUUAAAAUCAGAACUUAUUCUCAUUUGCUGCAUUAACGGUCGAUCACAAAGAAUUGAACAACAUUUUAACUUAACUAGUAAUCUUGCAAAAGCCAAGUUCUGUUUUUAAAGCAGUCGCAACACUUUGCUUGCCGCGCUGCUGCAUGAAAUACUAUUAUUAAUAUAUCAACAAAGAAAAGAAAACAUACCUCUAACUUUAAGACCAUUCAAAUAAAUUUUGAAAACAAUUAUUUACACAAAUAUUUCAUUUGCAUAACUAUACUAAACGAAAUUUUUAAAAA
Musca domestica (house fly) is the source of this 1811-nucleotide messenger RNA. It is a transcript of the gene fs(1)K10, whose product is annotated as DNA-binding protein K10. The transcript is spliced from 3 exons. Lineage: Eukaryota; Metazoa; Arthropoda; Insecta; Diptera; Muscidae. Bases 223 to 1254 code for a protein of 343 amino acids. The record is from RefSeq and is a predicted model, not a curated record.